This is a messenger RNA of Dreissena polymorpha, 3297 nucleotides long. RefSeq names its product rab-like protein 6. The transcript is spliced from 15 exons. Gene Ontology annotation, molecular function: GTPase activity; GTP binding. Gene Ontology annotation, cellular component: nucleus; cytosol. The record is from RefSeq and is a predicted model, not a curated record. The coding region runs from base 105 to 2561 and encodes 818 amino acids. Lineage: Eukaryota; Metazoa; Mollusca; Bivalvia; Myida; Dreissenidae.
AUGAUAGAUGUACUUCGGCAACUUCCUGGUUGACACUUGACAGAUAUCAGCUUUUGUUGCAGUAUGAAAUAAGGGUGUAAAAUGCGAAAGUGACAAGCUGCAGAAUGCCAAUAUUUCAAAAGCUGUUCAGCAAUGCCGAUGAGAAAGGCAAGCCUGCUGUCACGCCUCCUGGGACUCAGGCUAUGGGGGCAUCACUGCAGAGAAAGUUUGCAAAGGGAGUUCAGUACAACAUGAAAUUAAUCAUCAAGGGCGACAGGAAUGUUGGGAAAACAGCUCUUUUUCAAAGGCUUCAAGGGCAGAAAUUUCAUGAAGAAUACAUACCAACUGAUGAAAUUCAGGUGGCCAACAUUCAGUGGAACUACAAGACCACAGAUGAUGUUGUGAAAGUAGAAAUAUGGGAUGUCGUGGAUAAAGGAAGGAAGAAAAAGAAAAAAGAAGGCCUGAAACUUUCUACUGCGGAGGAUGAGCUGGAUGAUGAACCGUGCCUGGAUGCCAACUUUGUGGAUGUGUACAAAGGGACCAAUGGCGUGGUCCUGAUGUAUGAUAUUACCAAACAGUGGACAUAUGACUAUGUAGAAAAAGAGUUUGAGAAAAUCCCUGCCAACAUUCCGGUGCUGAUUCUUGGUAACCAUAGAGAUAUGGGUCACCACAGAACUGUCCUUGAAGACAAGGCUCGGUACUUUGUGGAAGGCCUGCAGAGACCGGCUGGAUCAGGACAGGUCCGGUAUGCAGAGUCAUCCAUGAGAAAUGCGUUUGGCCUGAAGUACAUCCACAAGUUCUUCAAUUUGCCAUUUCUGCAACUUCAGAGAGAGACGUUACUGAAUCAGCUGCGAACUAACGAGCACGACAUGCAGUCAACGCUAGAAGAGCUUGACAUUCACGAGGAGUCUGAGGAACAAAACUAUGAUGUUUUCAUUGAGUUUCUGGGCAAAAAGCGUCGUGAGAACCAGGAAGCUCAAGGCGUUAAGGGAGUUGUGCCUGCACCUAAACCUCAGAGCUUACCUACCAAACCCACCACCCUGCCCAAUGUUCCUAGAUCAAUAUCAGCACCUGCCAUACACAAAUCUGCAAUUACACCAGAGUCCAGCAAUACCCUUACUACGCCAACCCCCACCAAGGCUACCACCUUGUCAUUAGCCAGCUCUCCCAUCACAGAGGUAGCAGAGGUCAAUGUCACUGAUGGCGGGAAGGCGUCGGCUCCAAACACCAAUGAGCAUACCAAGGGGUCGUCUCAAAAUGCAGAAAAAUCCAGUGAGCUGGCAAAGGGGUCGUCUCAAAAUACUGCUCAGAAACCUCCUGAGCAGAAGACAGGGUUCUUCUCAAAAUUAUUCAACAAGAAAACAGCUCCCCAGCAGGCAAAAGCCCAAGAAACAAAAGAUGAGGUGGUUGCUGAACCUGAGGUCCCGGUGAAGAGUGUAGAUGACUUUGUGCCGGAGACCGGUGGCCUUGACAACUUCCUUGACGACGCCAGGGAGGUCAAGGACACACCCAGUGUAGACAAGGACAACAGUGAUAGUGACGAGGAUGCUGGGAACCCGAUGGUGGCAGGUUUCCAAGACGAGCUCGACUCUGAAGACGAGAUGGUAGCCAGCUCCUCAAUGACGCAGGUGGAAACCAGUCGUCUUUCAGUGGCACCCGACCUUGACCUCUCUAGUGAUGAUGAGAGUGGUCUCCCCUCCAGUAAUGUGCAUGUUGUCCAGUAUAGCAAAGACUUGUCAUCAGACGAUGAUGUGAAAAAAAGUGCAAAGAAAGACAUUGUGAAUAAUGUUUCUAGAAAAACGGACACCAAAGUUAAAUCAAAACAAAAGUCAAUGUCGUCGGAUAGUGAAACGGAGGGAAUUAGUGUGAGUAAAGAAGAUUCUCAUUUGACUAAAGCUAAAUCACAUUCUGACCUGGACAGUGAUACAGAAUCCGCUCGUGGUGAUAAUGGCAAUAAAUAUUCUAGUCAAGUACAUGAAGAGGUUGUUUCUAGUACAGCAAGUACUCUCAAUGCAAGUUCUCGGAAAAUUUCUUCAGAUUCCAAUAAUUCUGACCAUAAGACAGUGGUAGCCAAUCAAAAGACUUCUAAAAUUAAACCAACCAAUCAGAACUCAGAUUCAGAUUCAGACAACACUGGUGCCCAAGUUGCUGUGUUACAAGACACAGACAUCAAUCCAGAUGAUUUUGGUGGUGCUGACGUCUUUAAUGAUUGGCUAAACAAGCAGGAAGAGGCAGCCAAGUCACCUAAGGUCAUACAUGAGGUUGCAGAGAAAGGUGAAGGGCAUUCCACAAAGAAGAGUAAAAAAAAGGCAGCAAACAGUUCAGAUGCAAAUGAGGAGCCUGAAAAGGAGGCCAAGAAAAAGAAGAAAAAGAAAGUCAAGGACACUGACGAACCUGAGAAGAAACAUCGCAAAAAGGAUCGAAGCAAGGGAGAAAAAGAGAGCAAAGACAAGGAUCGUGAUGGAGAGAAGAAGAAAAGGAAGAAGAAAAAGGAGGCGACGGCUCAAAGUAACGACAUGGAUGACUUUGAGAAGUUCCUGGCAGAUGAUAAAGCAGAUGGGAAAAAUUAUGAAGCAUUUUAGGAGUUUUGGAGUUUGUAAACAGUAAAAAAAAAUGUGUUCAAGUAUAAACAUUUGUUGAAUAAAAAUGUAUUGGAUUUCCAUGGCUAUACAACUGAACCAAGCCUAUCUUAGCACUUAGGAAGUUAAAAUAUACUUUCAAUCAAAUUUGAUAGUGAUAUAAAAAACUUUGCUUACUUAAGUGAUGCAAAGAAUACUACAUGUUCAUCCUUCACGAUGCCUAAAGGAGUCUAUUGAUUGUUAAUACGUUAUUAUAUUUUGAGAUAUAUAAUAUUCUUAUAUUUAAAAUUUAAAGGUUGCUUAAGAAGUAGGUAAUAUUUUAUUUAGCACUGUGUAAAAUAUUGAUCACUAUAAAGAGUUUUGCCAGGGACACUUAGUGUGUUCAUGAAAAUAGUAGUACAUGUAGUUAUCAAGUCGUUAUGAAUGAAAUCUGUAUGACAUGAAAUAUUCCUUCAAGCAUGGGGCUAUCAAAAGGUUACUGCAGUGUGAUCAAAUUCUAAAGAAGUGCAUGGGGUUGAAUCCUGCUUAAGGCAUGUAUCAAAACCAUUAUAUCCAGGCUUUGUUGAGCUUUUUCUUAAUGUUUGUGCGUACAGCUCAUUGUUACCAGAUAAAUACGGUAUAUGAACUAAAUGUUGGAACAUGUAUUGUUUUACUAGUUGUUUAUAUAUUAGGAAAUGAUGGUCAAUAUGCCACAUUAAGAUAUGCGGUUUUAACUGAACCUCAUAGUUGAUAAAGUUGU